AUGCAUGAAGGUAAUUUAUCUACACGUACAGGAAGUAUGUGCUCAUCUUCAGGGAACAGUAAUAAUAAUAUUAUUAAAAUACCACGUCGUACAUCAGUGACUCCAGUUACACAAAAAUCAUCAUUAGUUCCUCCACUUAGUAGAAAAUCAUUAUGCAAUAACACAACAACCAUCAGUUCAUCUAACGAAGCAACUACGUCUUUUCCAUCGGAAAAAUUACGUCGUAUGUCUACGCUAUUUAGCAUCGAUCGGGCAAAAGCACGUGAAGUCAUUAUGGCUGUACUAGAAGAUCCUGCAAGAACUGAAUUUAAACGUCUUAAAAUAGAAAAUGACAGCCUAACUAGUGAAUGGAAACAAGUACGUAAAAUAUUGGGACAAUUGCAAGCAGAUUAUGAAACAAGUCGCUCAUUAGAUCCUCUAAGACGAUUUAAGCAUUUACAAAGUAUGGUCAAACGUAUUGUUAUGCAUAUACGUAUUACCGAACCGAGUUCCCUGAAGAAAUUUUCUACACAUUCAGAUAAUUCAAGUGAAAUUACAUUACAAGGAGAUGUUCUGCAAAGUGAAACUAAAGUGAAAGAAAUGGAAAAACGUGUUGGACAAAUGUGUGAUAAUUAUUCAAUUGAAGAAUUAACUAUACAAAAUCGACGAUUAAAUGAAUCAAAUGAACGAUUAGAAAAUCGUCUACAAUUAAUAAUACAAACAAUAAAUGAAUUAGAUAACCUGUAUAAUUCUAUUAAAAAUGAUGGCUUCAUUAAACGUUAUACCACUUUAAAAGAUGCCGUUAAACGGAUUGUUACAAAUAAUGAUUUAUAUGAUAAUCCUUAAGUAUAAAAAUAUAACAAUGAAGUAUUUAGUUUUGCUUUUUUUCACUCACUUGGCUCAUAGCUAAUCGUCGUUGUUGGUGUUCUUCUUCUUCUUCUUGAAAAUACUACUUAAAUACUAAAUCCGAUUCUGUACAAAUUUUCCUAAACAAACGAAUAAAUGGGGACAUGUUGAUGAUGUAAUAUCGAAUUUCUGCUUUAUGUUAAUAUGUCAUUGUAACCAAUCAAUAGUUUUGAUUAUUUAUACUAGUAUAUCACUAUGUAAUUGUUUUUCUUUUGUUUUUUAAUACUAAAUUUGUAUCUUCAGUUAUUCAAUAAGCCAUGGAUUGUAUUACACCUUAGAAAUGUGUAUUCUUCGUAUUCCCUUUAAAGUGAAACUUGAUAAAGACAAUAUUUACUAAAGACCAACAUAACAAACAUCUGGAAAAUGG
Molecule: messenger RNA, 1252 nt
Organism: Schistosoma intercalatum
Lineage: Eukaryota; Metazoa; Platyhelminthes; Trematoda; Strigeidida; Schistosomatidae
Source: the annotation of a GenBank genome assembly